This is a messenger RNA of Pichia kudriavzevii, 783 nucleotides long. RefSeq lists its product as uncharacterized. The record is from RefSeq and is a predicted model, not a curated record. Gene Ontology annotation, biological process: regulation of transcription by RNA polymerase II; chromatin remodeling. Bases 1 to 783 code for a protein of 260 amino acids. Gene Ontology annotation, cellular component: NuA4 histone acetyltransferase complex; Swr1 complex. NCBI's taxonomy places the organism in Eukaryota, Fungi, Ascomycota, Pichiomycetes, Pichiales, Pichiaceae. The transcript has a single exon. Gene Ontology annotation, molecular function: histone binding.
AUGGUUGAAGUUAAGCGUACGGUCAGAGUCACCACCACCCAGCACGUGCUCAAGGACAUUCCUGCAGUUCAGGAAGGUUUCCCCAUGAGAGAAUGGUCUAUCAGUGUAUCCUUAGUGAACGACAAGGGAGUUGAAGUUCCUGCUACUAUUUUUGACAAGGUCACGUAUGCGUUGCAUCCUACCUUUACAAAUCCCAUGAGAGUUUUCAAGAAACCUCCGUUCACUAUAAUGGAACAAGGUUGGGGUGGUUUUGAUAUCCCAAUAACUUUAACAUUGAUAGACAAAGGUGGCGACAAGAAGAUCAAUCAUGAUUUGAAUUUCUACAAGGAGAAGUAUGUCAUUGACAAGCCAAUCACCAUUAAUACAACCAAGCCAAACCUUUUAAAGGAACUAGCAAAGUCAGGCCCCGUUCCAGGAAUUACAGAUGUAAAUAAUCCAACCGCUGAAAAUGGUACCGACACUGCCGCAGCAGGUGGUAGUACCAAUGGUGCAGCCGCAUCUACAGCAGAGAAACGGAAAAGUACAGCGGACUCCAAGAAUGUGAAAAGGGCCAAAACAACAGCUAAUAAGGGUGGUGUCGAUUUGGAGAAAAUGGCAGACUUAUUGACCAAGUUGAAGGAGGAUGAUUUGCUAGGCGUGGUGCAGAUGAUCAACGACAACAGAACACCUGAAAUGAACAUUAAAAACGACGUCGAUAAUGGUGAAUUCACUAUGGACUUAUAUACACUACCAGACACGCUAUUGAAAAGUUUGUGGGACUAUGUUAAAAAGAGGGCUGAAUGA